Molecule: messenger RNA, 3998 nt
Organism: Drosophila montana
Lineage: Eukaryota; Metazoa; Arthropoda; Insecta; Diptera; Drosophilidae
Exons: 4
Coding region: 488-3997 (1169 amino acids)
Source: RefSeq, a predicted model, not a curated record
UUUUUUUGCUGUUCUGUUGCCUUUGCCCCAAGUACUCGAGCUCUGAGUACACGCUUAGUGCGCGUCGUAGAUUGUGUUUAUUGUUGUGAGUACUGCUGGCUGUUGUUGUCAGUGUUGUUGUUGUUGUUGUUGUUGUCGUUUUGGUAAUUGCCACACACACACACACACACGCACAGCUAAACAGUCAUGAGUUGGAAUCGGUGCGCGCGGCCGUGUGUGUGACUGUGUUUGUUUGUAUCGCAACUGCAUCUGUAUUGUUCCAACCCGACGUGCACAACGUAUUUUCGUUACGAUUUUCAAACAAUUUGGAGGCCGUUUCUAAAGGCUUAACGGCUGAAGAAUAAGAAUUGCAAAUUUCUUCGUGCGGUUAAUUGGCAACGAUCUCAAUGGUGGGCGGCUAUGCAAAACUGAUUUCCAGCUUUCUUCCACUCCAAAUCCCUACAUACUCCUCCCCCCUGUCCAACCUAGCCGAGCGUUAUAGAAAAACAUGUCUGAGACAAUUGCCAGCGAGCGCAACUCCCAGGCAAUUGGCACUCUAAACGAUAAUCUUGAGAUUAUCCAAGAUAUUGUCGAUAGCAGCGUAUUGGACGAGAAGUGUGCCGCGAAUGGCAAAGUAUUUAACGAUUAUAUCGUAGACGAUGAGACGUUGAAAAUAGUUGAACCCUUCGAUAAGCCGGAGAAUACGAUUGACAAUUGCGACAACAUAUUGGAGAAGAGUCCGCAGGACAGGGAGAGCAGCAAGGCCAAAAAGUGCGUUACAUUCAAUCCGAACGAUGAGAAAAUCCGCAAGUUUACCACGGGCGAGCCGAUCGUUGAUCAACAGAAUCCCUUCAAGAAUGGCCACAUAGCUGGCCGGGAUAAGAAGACGCCGCCGCCGGUGCCCACAAAGCGAUCCACGUUGAGUGUACGGAAAACGGUUACGCAACAGUUGCGUGAACGCGAGCGCGAAAAGGAAAAGGAGCGAGAAAAGCUAAAGGAGCGUGAGCUCGAAGAGAAGAAUCUAAGGGACAAGGAGCGCGAACAGCAAAAGAACGAGACAAACGCGCGCAAAAAGAAUGCCAGUAAAGUGAAUUUGGGUGCUGAUGAAUUCAUAACCACCGAGGAGGUACUUAAUCAAUCCAAAUAUGUUAAGACGUACAUUAAAAAUCCGGAUGCUUACUUUGUAUACGAUCCCACGGUGCUCGCACGUCUAAAAUUCGAGGAGCUGCGCGACAUUGCCGGCAAAAUACCCAAGCGAAAGCAAAACCUGGCCGGGCAGUCGUCGUCGGUGGGGAAUCGACGAGAUCCCAAGACGCAUUCGAAGCUGUCGAAGAAUCAAGAGGCUAACAACAACAACAACAAUAUUAAUAAACCGAAGAUACCCACUUUCAAGAAGUGCUCGAAACCAAAUUAUCCGGAAUUGGCCAAUCUGAAGAUCAGAACUGGCACCGACUCCAAUGGCGAUUUCUUCAAUCCUGCCGAGGUGACCAAAAAUGCCAAAAAGUUCGAUGAGCGCGUCAAAAAGCUGCAAAUCAGCUCCGACGACGAUCUGGACGACAUAGACGGACCGCUGACCAAAAGCGAGUCCAGCGACGAGCUCAACCAGCCGCCAAGUCCCGUCGUGGCCCAAGGGCCAAACGUAACCGCAAGCAUGACAAGCAACGGGAAUAUUCCCGGCACCUUCACCAACACCAUCAGCUCCGACGAGUUCCAGGCGUACUUGGAACGCAAGGGUCUGGCGCUGAUGCCCAAGCGGGACAUUAAUAGUUCCACGCCCAAGUCGACGCCGACGCCAACGCCGACGACGACGCCAACGACGACGCCGACACGGUUGAGCACAUUCCAAACGGCCGAGGAGCGACGCCAACAAGUGGCCGAAUCCUUGGCGGCUCUGCGCAAAAGCAACACUAAGAAGCUAUCGGUGCUGCAGCGCCUCUCCAACAGUUUAUUUGCGACGCGGCGCAAGACCACGCCCAAGGGCGCCAUACCCAUGCCGCGCACGGUCUACGGCGACGUCGAUGACCAUAAGAAAUACAGUAGUACGCCCGCCGAGAUGCGGCGCAUACUGCUCGAAAGCCAGACGAAUGGACGCCAGCCGAAUGGCCAGUUGAAGCAGGAAACUGGCCUGCAGCCACGUCCCGCCGCCAGAUCCGGUGAUUUGCUCAAACAAGCUGCGCCCAGGCCAAGUGAACGGAGUGCAGCGCCAAUGGUCAAUGGCACAUGGAAGCCACAGGCGGAGAAUGCGCCGUUCCAGCGCGUAGCGGAACGCCAGAGCCUAAUACCCAGACGCGUCUCGCCCGAGGGUAAUCUCAAUCGCUUCAACAGAUCGGCAUCCAUGGAUCGCAAUCAAAUCAGAUUGAAUGGCCAACGCACACUGAGUCGACUGGAGAGCGUGGGCCAACGGCGUUCCGUCGCAUCCUGCAUGUCCGGCGAUGAGCGCAGCAGCUAUCCCAUUGCCACAUCGACGCCAGUGAGAAAAACGCUGGAGCAGCAAAAGGGCGAUGCGGCCAGCAAUGAAUGGGAGCAAUUGCGCGCCAUCAAGGAGGUGACCGAUCGCCAGCUAUACCACAAGGUGCUCCAGCAACAGCAGCAGCAGCAGCAGCACCAGCAGCAGCAUCAGCAGCAGCAGCAGCAGCAGCAGCAGCAGCAUCAGCAGCACGAGGAGAACAUUUACGAGCAUCUGCAGUCCAAUCAGCUGAUGAACGUUGCUCCGGCGCCGUACUUUGUGCGCGGUUCGCUGCAGCGCAACACCUUCUCCGGCAUCAGCGGUCGGAAUCGCCAGGUGAUGAUCUUGGACGGCACGCCCAUCGGGCCAGCGCCAGUGCCAAUGCAAGUUAAUGUGAGCAAUCAACAGUUGCUGCAACAACAACAGCAACAACAACAGCAACAGCAACAACAGCCGCCGCCGCGCUGCCAGAGCGUUCUGGAUGAGAUGAUCAUGCCCAGCAAUCAGGCGGCGACACGUCGCGGCUACGAGAGCGAGAAUGAGACGCCUGUAGUUCUGAGGCGCAAGGAGUCGAGCGCGGCGCGUCGCAUUGGCGGCCUGUUGACGCGCGAAGAGAUCCUGGAGAAGGUGAAAGAGUUUUGCCGCAAAUCCAUUAAUCGCACGCCGCUGACCGCCGCCAAGAUGCAGCCCAUUUACGAGCGCCACAACAACAUCAAUAGCAACAAGAACGGCGCCGACAUCUCGCCCGUCUCGUAUGCCUCCGUGGAGACGCACAAGCGACCCGCCUCACAGCUGAGCGCCAGGCCGCAAGUGCCGCUGCGCGUGCAGAGCUUGCCGCGCUCUAGCUACGCUCCAGGCUCGGGCGGCACGAAUUGUGCCUCGCCCAUCUAUGCGCACGUGAACAAGCGCAACAGCCUGCUGUCCAAUGACUCCGAACAGUAUGUGUCCAAUCAACAGUUACCGAUUCAGCGCUCGAUGCAAAAUCCUCAGUCGCUGCUGACGCUUACACCCACGGAAUAUGUGCUCAUCCAGACGGAGGACGGCCUGCAGGCUGCCAAGCUAAUUGACUAUCACAAUAGCAGUCUUUACAUGCAGCCGCAAUACAUUCGCGCCAGUCCCCAGGGCUAUGUGCGAAUCGAGGAGCUGGCACUGGCGCAGCAGCAGCAGGCGCAGGCACAGCAGCAGCAGCAGGCGCAGGCUCAACAGCAGCAGGCUCAACAGCAGCAGGUGCAGCAGCUGCAGAAUGGCCGUGGGACGCCCCUUAUACUUGAUCGUUCCGGACAGCAGACCAGUCAGAUCUAUUGGACGCCGCAGCGAACCAACUUUAAUCAGAUGACUUUGCAGAAAAGUCCACGUCGCGGCUCCGAGCGCAUGUAUCCAAUCCCAGCGCCCAGAUUGCACAUGCCGCAAAAUUAUGUCCUGGCGAACGGCCAGCCAUAUGCAACUGUUGUCCCGGCGCCAAGAAACUUGGUGCAACACUGCAACAGGCAGCAAUUGGCGCGAAACACAUCUGAUUGGGAUUGCAGCUCCGAGGCGGGCGAAAUAAGGCGCAUCAUGGAGAAAUCGUUGUAGG